AGAAGACCAACCUCAAAAGGCGUCGCAUGGCUGAUAUUGAGCCUACUCCCAUUGCUGAGUAUGAUGAUGGCCCCCUAGUUGUGCCACAUGGCUUUCGCUCUGUGGUUAGGGCCUUAUAUCACCUCGACCGUGCCAGCUCUCACUCUUCGACGAUCUACGAGCUUCACUCACUGCCACUGCAGUUUGACUUGUCGCCAUGGGACUGGAACGCUGCCAACAACAGUGCAAUCCAAUGUGAUGUUCGGCUUAAGUGGCAAACUUUCGUGGGUCUCUUUCCGACAGACUUUCGUUCGCGUCGAGUCGUCGUAUCCGUGGCAUCUGGAUCAUUCGACUCGUUUUCAGAUGGGUCACUGAUCUUGUUUCGAGGAAACUUUCGGUGCAGCGGCAAGUGCAAGGCCCUCCCUCCCACCCAUUCUGGGACUGGUGACACAUUCGAAAGUUUCGACCAGUACCGCGGGGAUGGCGAAGAUGUUGAGAUGUUGGAGUCCCCACGCAAAGCGGGGGGAGCUUCUUUGUGCAACGCGAUUCUUACUAUUGAGAUGACCCUGGAUAACAUUCGGCAAGGGGUUGUUCAGUGGUGGGAGCCUCUCAACCACCCGAAGCCCCGCCGCAAUGUGGAGUUGUCGAUGUCGCACUUCGUUCGAGCUGCACUGUUUCAUGUUGCGUCGUCGUAUCGAAUGACUACGUCUUUUUUAGCCAAGUGGUUCGAACGUUCCAUCUCUGAGGAGCCUUACUUCAAAGAGCUACAAACGAUGGCCCCUCAUCGCAUGCCGGUAAUGAAGCACUUUAAGUCAGUCUGGGCGGCGGCGACUAGUCGGAGUCGCCUAGCAAAGCUUCCACUUGUUGCACUGGAUAUUAUCCACCAGCGUAAUCCAAGUAGAUUCAUUCUCUUCACUGUCAUCCCGGCCACCCCGAAGACCAAGUUUUACGCUGAAGCCGCCAUGGUCUCCAAUUUUAGCCUUGAGGCCGCCAUCAUGUUCGCGCCGUGCAACGGAAUGUUUUUGGACUCAUCGUUCAAGAACAAGGCCGGGGGGAAAACGCCUUUGACCAUGCUGGUGACUGUCAACCAGCAUAACCGAAUGGUACCAAUGGCCACUAUGGUCCACACGAAUGCGAUCCGUCCUGCGUUCGUCAACUUUCUGAAGGCAUUCGCAAAGGCAGUGCAGCAACAUGCCCGUCGGAUCGUGGCUCGAGAAGUCAACCAUGUCCUCGUGCUCGACGCUGUCGAACAGGAACAGUUCCUGAUGCGGUGCGACGACAUCGCCGAAGAAGGAUGGGUCCCCGCCUUCGGCAUGAUUGACGCUCAUGACGGUGAACGCAAUGCCAUUGAGGAGGUGUUUCCGGGUAUGCCAAUCCGCCUGUGCCAGUUCCACCUCAUUGCCGCAGUCCGCAAGAGGUUCCGGCGCAUCUUCGGAGCAGUAACACCUCAGAACCAGGGCUCUUUCUUGGCGCUUCAAGCAUUUCGCACCUUGCAACGAUGUCCCGUCGAACAAGAGUUCGACCGGUACUAUGGUAUCUUCAGGCGCACCAUUCACGACAUCGACGACGACCCUGAGACUUGGGACCAAGUCGAUAGGUAUCUGCAAGGGGAAUGGUUGGCUCCUCGGUGGCGCUCAUAUUGCAUGGACUACGGUCUGCCGCCGUGGGUCACACGGGAUGGGCCGUGGUCGACGAACAACUUCGUGGAGUCUGCGUUCAACGUUUUCGAUCGAAUCUUCUUGGACUGUCGCGCGAACAAACGCGUUGAUCGUUUGGUUGACAUUCUAAUCACGGAAUACUUCCCUUGGUACGAAGCGAAUCAGCAUAAAGAACCACGCUUCGACCGGAUCCACGCUGCGGCUGUCCGGAACGGCCUCCUGCUCUGGCAAACAGAUAGCAUUCGUGUGGUCGAUAUGUCUAUCGCGCGAGACCAAGGAGAUCCAGCCUAUUCCCAGGAUCACCCCAUCUACGUCGUUCAGGCCCAAGCAAAGAAGCUCAAGCUUGGUUCAGGCACUGUGGGGGUGGCUGCUCGCACUCGGGGCCGUGAGAUUUGCUCGUGCAACAAGUGGAAACAGACGGGCAAACGGUGCAUGCACAUGUUCGCCGUCUUCAAGUACCGCAUCACGGGGCCCUGCAAUGAGUACGAGACCAAGAUCGAGGCGGCAAUGGAGCGAUUCCACUUCCCAAAGGCGGAUCUUUCCCCCGAACCUUUGCGGGAUUUCGAUCGGCCAUAUUCCAGUGACGGGGAGGCCAGCCCGGACGACGACCCCCUAGAACAACAGUGGGGGAAGUACGUUCAUCACCCUAAACGACUGUUCGAUUUUGACUUCGAUGGUUCCCCAGUGACUUCGUUCCCUGUCAAAGAGAGCCGGCCUUCGCCUAGGAAAGGCGAUCUGGUAACCCCCAAACCUGAACGCAGCGAGUCUCGAAUGGACGUGGACGAGCCCGAUUCACCCGCCGAAACACCGACCAUGUCCCUCGAACCUCCCCAGCUGUCCGAUGAGCACAUUCUUGCGCUCGAAGAGGAAGAGAGGACACAGACGGAGCGCUACGGGCACAUUCGCCGAAACAAGAGUGACAUGGGGGAGCCUUUCGGAGUGUCUUCGGGACGACCCCUCAACCGUCAUCCGAACCAACCAUGGCGGACUGGGGAUCCCACUCGAAAGCACAGUAAGCGUUAUGACAAGCGACUGCCACGGCAGAUGCCUUUCAUCCCCUUUGCCGGCGCAACCAACCCACACGGACUGUCCUGCUAUGCCGACACCAUGCACAUUAUGCUGUACAUGAUUCCUCGUGUGCGGACUCGAAUCUUGGCAAUGACCGAGUCUGAGUUGAACCAGCCUUACCUUUUCGAACUUCAUAAUAUGUUCAAGGGCUGGGACGCGGUCGAGCAUUACAACCAGCCUGAGCUUCUGGACAUCAUGUCUAAUACUAUUUGUGUAUACCCUGGUGGUCCCCUGGUUGACGACCCUGGGAUUCAGCAGGACGCCUCCGAAGUUUUCCUCCGCGUAGUCACAUACCUCACGCGUUCUCUGACUGGAAUCGAUCUGUGCGAAUACCUGCAGGUUACUGCUAAGUCCACUCGAACGUGUCCUAACUGCCAAUCGUGCGACGGAAGUGACCAGGUCGGAUCGGUGUCGAUUGGGCUGGUCCUCAGGGCCCCACCAGCAAACACGAAGUCUGCCUCGAGUCAGGAUGGGCGGCUGAGUUUACUCGACCUUUUCGGCCUUCAAGACUCAAUUAUGGGUGACAGCGGAGCCCUUGUCUGUGGACGAUGCAACUUCAGCGGACCGGGGUUCGUCAUGAAAGACGAGAUCAUAUCACUCCCAACGGACUACCUCGUCAUCCAUUUAUCAAGGGGUUACGAUUAUCCUGCCACUUUCGACAUUCCAUCAGUGUUUACCGAACCGACAACCCAACGUUCGUUUGGAGUGGUUGCUAUCGUUAUGAGGGAGCACGUUACCGUCUCUCAGGGACAUUUCGCCAUUCUGGUCUGCGAUAAGAAAAGCCAGAGCUGGUGGAAGAUCAACGGUACUGUCGUCGUUCAGACCUUCGGUCCCAACGCGUCAUUCGGACUCAAUUGCUACCCAGUGUUCCUUCUUUGCGAGGCCCGCCUCCCGGUACCAACUGUUCCCGAUCGCACAUCUGUCGGCAGGAGGCCACCCGCGAAACGUCAACGCCAGGAUGUCACGAGCUCCAAGGACACGGUGCUCUUCCCCACCCAAUAUGCCCAACCAACAAUGGAAUCGUUGUUGAAGUUGUUGAUUCUGGGGAAUAACAGGAAGGCUCCUCGAUUGAUCGACGCAACCCUCCGAUUCAAGAACCUGCAAAGUCUAACUGGGCUGUACAAGCAGGUUGUGAGCCUCGGACAGCGGGGGCUUCCUCACAGUUACCUUGACGAUUGGCGCAAGUAUGCGAUUACAGACGACUGGUACUCCAAUAUCUUCAUCAAUCACGUACUGCGGAACCUGGAGGCUUGCACGAAGUUCACGAACGGACGACCUCAAGGAAACCCCGAAGUCGAAAUCGUCUACCAGGCAUCGGGACUGCCUAAUGGAUGGUUCGUGGAUAAGUCGCUCAUGCCGUUCCAUUCUGGUCCUUGGAAAAGUCUACCGUGUUCCUUUCUGGAUACCGCAGGAGAAUGGACCAAGAAGUGGUACGUGCUGCCUUUCCAACCUUUGGUCGGCCUACACUUUUGCACCGUCGCACUGCAUGGUCCAGAACGGCUGCUUUAUGUCCUGGAUAGACUGCCGGGCCUGUCCUCUAAUCUGAGCAAACCGACCCCCAUGCAU
Cutaneotrichosporon oleaginosum is the source of this 4271-nucleotide messenger RNA. The record is from RefSeq and is a predicted model, not a curated record. NCBI's taxonomy places the organism in Eukaryota, Fungi, Basidiomycota, Tremellomycetes, Trichosporonales, Trichosporonaceae.